AUGAGGGCAGUGAAGGGUGUAGGACAAAUAAGAAAAACAUCAUCAACGAAACGAGCAUCAGACCGCGAUGCUUACCGCUGUGAGAGCGCUCGGCGGGCAGCUGCGCUCAGCUGCAGGGCUUAUGGGCAGGUCCCUCUGCCCCCGCUGGUCUCUGAGAGGCUGGCUCUGUUCAUGCAGCUCCAGUCCCAGCGCUCGGCCCAGCUGGAGGAGAGGGCUCAGAGGGACAGCAAGCCCAUCAGAGUCUCCCUCCCCGACGGCAGAGAGCUUGAUGCACAGGCCUGGAAAACCAGCCCCCUGGAACUGGCGGCGAGGCUCGGCCGCAGUCUCGCUGAUGGGGCCGUGGUUGCUCGGGUGAAUGGGGUGCUCUGGGAUUUGGGGAGACCCCUGGAACAGGACGGCACCCUGGAGAUCCUGGGGUUCGACAGCGGUGAAGGAAAGGGGGUGUUCUGGCACUCCAGCGCUCAUGUUCUGGGUUCAGUGAUGGAGUGUUUGUAUCGGGGUUCUCUCUGCCAUGGCCCCAGCACUGACAGCGGCUUUUUCUACGACAUGCAACUGGACCCCAGCUCGCUGCCCAGCAAUGACCUCCCAGCGCUGCAAGAGCUGUGCACUCAGAUGAUCCGAGAGAGGCAGCCGUUCGAGAGGCUGGAGGUGACCAGGGGGGAGCUGCUGGAGCUGUUCAAGCACAACAAAUUCAAAUUGCAGAUUAUCGAGGAGAAGAUAGCGACGCAGACGGCUACGGUUUACAGGUGCGGCUCUCUGGUGGACCUGUGCAGGGGCCCCCACCUCCCUCACACAGGGAAGAUCAAGGCAUUCAAACUCCUCAAGACCUCCUCAGCGCAGUGGCGGGGGGACCCCUCUCUGCCCCCGCUCCACCGGGUGAUUGGGGUCUCCUUCCCGGAGAGCCGGCUCCUGAGAGACUGGGAGCAGGAGCGGGAGGAGGCGAGGGGGAGGGACCACCGGCGGAUCGGACGGGAUCAGGAGUUGUAUUUUUUUCAUGAGUUGAGUCCAGGGAGCUGCUUCUUCCUGCCUAAGGGAGCUCACCUCUACAACACGCUCACCGACUUCAUCAAGGUGAGAGUCUCACUGCAGCCAGUGACUGUCUAUCUACAGGGCUGGGAACUCCUAUUCCUCAGCAGUGUGAUCCAGUCCAG
This is a messenger RNA of Acipenser ruthenus (sterlet), 1151 nucleotides long. RefSeq names its product threonine--tRNA ligase 2, cytoplasmic-like. Gene Ontology annotation, molecular function: ATP binding; threonine-tRNA ligase activity. Lineage: Eukaryota; Metazoa; Chordata; Actinopteri; Acipenseriformes; Acipenseridae. The record is from RefSeq and is a predicted model, not a curated record. The transcript is spliced from 10 exons. The annotation marks the transcript as partial. Gene Ontology annotation, biological process: threonyl-tRNA aminoacylation.